Messenger RNA from Olea europaea var. sylvestris, 1922 nucleotides. Its product is annotated as cytochrome P450 CYP72A219-like. Bases 113 to 1663 code for a protein of 516 amino acids. The transcript has 5 exons. The record is from RefSeq and is a predicted model, not a curated record. Lineage: Eukaryota; Viridiplantae; Streptophyta; Magnoliopsida; Lamiales; Oleaceae. Gene Ontology annotation, molecular function: monooxygenase activity; iron ion binding; oxidoreductase activity, acting on paired donors, with incorporation or reduction of molecular oxygen.
GUAUGCAUAUGCAAAGUGACUUUUCACCACAGUUUCCUCUUUAAUACCUCUAUAUAUUCAUGUACACAGGCGUAUAGGGAGACUUGUGCUAGAGCAGUGAUUUUAGGUGGACAUGGAGGUUCUGUACUGCACAAUUUAUAUGUGUUGUGCUUCUGUUUUGCUGUUAUACACAUUGAGGAUUCUAAACUGGAUCUGGUUUAGGCCUAUGAAGGUGGAAAAAUGCCUGCGACGACAAGGUUUGAACGGAAACUCCUAUCGAUUCCUUUAUGGCGAUCUGAAAGAUUUGAUGAGUACGGUCCACAAGGCCAAAUCAAAGCCAAUCAAUAUCUCAGAUGAUAUCAAGCCAAGAAUCAUACCCUUAUACCUCAAGACACUGCAGGAAUAUGGUACCAACUCCUUCAUAUGGCUUGGACCAAGACCAUCAGUUAUAAUUACGGAACCAGAGCUCGCAAAGGAGGUCCUAACUAAGAAUUAUAUAUUCCAGAAGCCACAAAUCAUGAAUCCACUGGCCAAGAUGAUUUCACAAGGAGUGGCGACCUAUGACGGAGAUAAGUGGACCAAGCACAGAAAAAUCAUCAACCCUGCUUUCCAUUUUGAGAAGUUAAAGCUUAUGAUGCCAGCUUUUUAUUUGAGCUGUGGCGAGAUUUUGGGCAAAUGGGAACAUAGUCUGUCUCCUGGAGAAUCACGCGAAUUGGACGUGUGGCCUUAUCUACAAAAGUUAUCUAGUGAUGCAAUAUCAAGAACGUCAUUUGGUAGUAGCUACCAAGAAGGAAGAAGGAUAUUUGAACUUCAGAGAGAACAGGCUGAACACCUCCUCAAGGCUGUUCGGUCGAUCUAUAUUCCUGGAUGGAGGUUUGUGCCGACUAAGAUGAACAAAAGAAUGAAGAAAAAUGAAAAAGACAUUCAAGCAUCAAUUAGGGAUAUAAUCGAUAGACGGGUGGAGGCAAUGAAGUCAGGGGAAACACAUAAUGAUGACUUAUUAGGCAUAUUGUUGGAAUCCAAUUUCAAAGAAAUCGAACAACACGGAAACAAGAGUUCUGGAAUGAGCAUAGACGAAGUUGUCGAAGAAUGCAAGCUGUUCUAUUUAGCUGGUCAGGAGACCACUUCUACGUUGCUUGUCUGGACAUUGGUUUUAUUGAGUACACAUUCAGAUUGGCAGAUACGUGCUAGAGAAGAGGUUUUGCACGUAUUUGGUAGCAAAAAGCCUGAUUUCGAUGGGUUAAAUCACUUGAAAAUUGUUACCAUGGUUUUACAUGAGGUCCUGAGAUUGUAUCCACCACUAGUUACUCUUAGUCGUAUAGUUCAUGAAGAAACGAGACUGGGGAAACUAUUGCUCCCGGCCGGGACUCACAUUUCACUGCAAACAGUCUUAUUACAUCAUGACCGCGAAAUUUGGGGAGAGGACGCAAUGGAGUUCAAACCAGAGAGAUUUAGUGAAGGAAUAUCAAAGGCACAGAAGAAACAAGGUUCAUAUUUCCCAUUUGGGUGGGGACCUCGAAUAUGUAUUGGACAAACUUUCGCCAUGAUAGAGGCAAAAAUGGCGAUGGCCAUGAUUCUACAACGCUUCUCUUUUGGGCUCUCACCAUCCUAUACUCAUGCUCCUCACUCGAUUUUAACUCUUCAACCUCAGCACGGGGCUCACCUAAUUCUACACAGGAUAUAGCCAGCACAAGUCACGAAUAUGAUCAAGCGUAUCAAGCAUGUAAUACAGUCAUUUGCAUAGCCCCCUAUUUCUUAUGAUUUCUAAGUUUAUAAUAGUUAAAAUUUCAAUGGCUUCUAGUAAGACUUAUCUCUCUCUAUACACUAUAUUGGGCUAUGAAGCAUAGACUCCUAAUAAUGUCGUGACAUAUGUUGUAUCAUGUCGGUCAUCGACACUCAUCGAACUCUAUAAGACAUGUAUCGGCCCUAAAUUUCGCGUGUCA